Molecule: messenger RNA, 3985 nt
Organism: Marmota flaviventris (yellow-bellied marmot)
Lineage: Eukaryota; Metazoa; Chordata; Mammalia; Rodentia; Sciuridae
Gene: Ccnj
Product: cyclin J
Source: RefSeq, a predicted model, not a curated record
AACAAUGGGCGGCGGGAGCGCCCCGGCGCUGGGCCCGAGCUGAGGCCGGCGCGUCGCUGCCGACUGUCCGCAGCAUGAGCGGGGCCGGGGUCCCCCGCACGCCGGCGGGGCUGGGGCUGUGAAGGCCGCGGUUCCGGACUGAAGUUGCCGCGUCUGGCUAGGCGCGCCGCCGAGUCUCAUGGAGCUGGAGGGGCAGUGGUGGCGAGGACAACUGGCUGCUGAUAUUCACCAAGCGCUUCGGUACAAGGAGCUGAAGUUGCCCUCCUACAAAGGCCAGUCCCCUCAACUAAGUCUCAGAAGGUAUUUUGCUGAUUUGAUUGCCAUUGUGAGCAAUCGCUUCACACUCUGCCCUUCGGCCCGACAUCUUGCUGUCUAUUUGCUGGACCUGUUUAUGGAUCGCUAUGACAUCUCUAUCCAGCAGCUGCAUUUAGUUGCGCUUUCCUGUCUGCUUCUAGCAAGUAAAUUUGAAGAAAAAGAAGAUAGUGUGCCUAAGCUGGAGCAGCUCAACAGUCUGGGUUGUAUGACUAAUAUGAAUCUAGUAUUAACAAAACAAAAUUUGCUACAUAUGGAACUAUUAUUAUUAGAAACCUUUCAGUGGAACCUCUGCCUUCCAACAGCUGCCCACUUUAUUGAGUAUUAUCUCUCAGAAGCAGUACAUGAAACAGAUCUUCAUGAUGGCUGGCCAAUGAUUUGCUUGGAAAAAACUAAACUCUACAUGGCCAAAUAUGCAGAUUACUUCCUGGAAGUAUCUCUGCAAGAUUAUGCCUUUCUAAAUUAUGCACCUUCUUUAGUAGCUGCUGCAUGUGUGGCUUCUUCGAGGAUUAUACUUCGUCUUUCUCCAACGUGGCCUACAAGACUGCAUCGUCUUACUGCUUACUCCUGGGAUUUCUUAGUGCAGUGUAUUGAACGACUGUUGAUUGCUCAUGAUAAUGAUGUAAAAGAAGCAAACAAACAGAGAGGACAGGCAGGCCCUCAGUCAGCACAACUAGGUGUGUUCCAGACAGCCUCCCAGCCCUCACGGCCGGUCCAUUUUCAGCAACCUCAGUAUCUCCCUCAGACUCAGCAGACCUCACUGCAAUAUCGCCAUCCUGUAUCAGAACAACCAAGCUGUCAGCAGAUUGUAUCUACCACACACACCUCGUCUUACACACUACAGACAUGUCCUGCUGGCUUCCAAACCAGUGUUCAGGGCCUUGGGCACAUACAGACUGGUGUUGGGAUGUCCCUAGCAAUACCAGUAGAAGUUAAACCCUGUCUGAGUGUUUCUUAUAACCGGAGUUACCAGAUAAAUGAACAUUAUCCUUGUAUUACCCCGUGCUUUGAAAGGUGAUUAUGUGCAAAGGCAGUAACCAACCCAGACUGUCUUGUGACUUGAAGCUCUGGUACAAACUUUGUAAACUUCUCUUCAGAAGGAAAGGAUCUACCAGAAGACUGAAUAUCCCUUUCAGUGCACCAUUAAUAUCUAGGAGGACUAAGCAAACACUUAAUAGUGUGUGUCAAAUCCUGUUACAAAAUCCUGUGUGACAGAUAUGUUCAGGCCUGGCUGAUGGUCCAAAUAUUUCAAAUAUUUUCAAUACAACAACAAAUUUGGACAGACUCCAAUUUGCCAUUUUGAGGUUUGACCUGUGGUAGGCUCUGGGCCUUAUGUUGGCUUAUAUGUCAAAGACUAAUGAUUAUCUGUGGACUUGCCAAACCGUCUUCUAUGAAGGAAAGUUACAGUAUUAAUUUGUGAAGAGAUCUUUUGUUUAUUCUGCAGUUUUUGAGUUGUUUUGUUUUGUUCUGUUCUGUUCUGUUUUUUUACUUACAGAUUAAUUUCUGACUAAGGUUAAACUCAUGAAUUGAUAUGCUAUACCAAUCUGUGCAGUAAAAAUUUUUUUCAGAUGAUUCUGUAUAACUUCCUAUCAUAAAUAAUAUAGGUAUCUGAAUUUAUAUACUAAAUUUAGGGGUGGAGUAGAUCCCAUGUCUUAAAAUCAUGGUCAUAACUUUUGUUUGAUUGCUUGCUUGUUUGUUUUUUCCCCUAAGUGAUCAGCCUCAACUCUUUAGAAUUAAAACACAUUAACUCAGGGAAUUUGUACUACUUGGAAACAUUUAACUGUAAUGCAACAUGCUUUGGGAAUGUUAUAGUAUGAACUACCUUUAUAACAUAGGUUAAAUACUCCUAUGCUAAAAUGUGUUUUCCAAUGAGAACUUAAUAUUGUAGCACAGAAUGAAUGAAGUGGUGGUUCCUAUGAUUCAUAAUAUGUAUACAGGUUUUGCAUUUCUCAGUGCAAUCAAUGAUUUAUAUUCAGAUUUGAGAAUACUCUUAAGAAAAAGGUUUUUUUCAAAGGAAGACAUAACUGUAAAAUAUCAGUACUAGAAUAAAGUCCUGUAGAUUUAUUUUGGAGAGGGGAGUGGCCAGGGUAGUACUCAGGUUGUGCUAGUGCAGCACUUUGUUAUGUGGAAGACAGGUUUUAUAAGCAACCAUGGAAUCCAGCUAGUUAGUCUAAACAGGCAAGAGUACUGAUUUCUAAAUUUCAGUAGCUGCUUUCAUUAGGUUGGGCCCACAACUGCCCUGGCAUAUUUCACUGUACUCAUGAUGAGUGAAAACACAAUAAUAGUCAUGUUAGCAAGGGCAACUUGGGAGAAAUGUUUUGGGGGAAUAAACUUAAAAAGUAAAAAAUAAUAAUAAUGAAUAAACUGUAUACAUUACUCUCUUGUUAGUGGGAGAAGAGAGAUUUGGUGGAGGGAUGCUUUCUGGUUUAAAAAUUAUUAAGGUGUGUCUAUUUGUGUUUUUUUAAGGAUAGCACUUGAAUAGAGGGGCAUCUGCAUGGCAGAUAUGCAACCGCCACAAUGUGCAUUGAAGACAAACAUAAUGAUGUUGUGGGUAUGCAGCAGGAGUCUCAGUAAUCAAGCCAAUGGCCUUUGUGAGGAAGGGAAGGGGCUCAACACAGCAAAGGACUGAUCCAAAUGGCUCCAGUGGUUGAGUGUGGGUGGGUGGCUUCUGCCAGCAUGAAUUCUUAGAGAAAUGUCCUUUCCUUAAAAGGAAAAUAACUUUUAUAUAAUUUAGAUACAGAGGGCAUGAUGUGCAUUUAUUAGUCUGGUAAAUUUAAAAAACCACUCAGGUAAGAACACUCGCUCAUGGCAGUUUUCAAGUGUGGAAAUUGCUUUCUGAAAGUAUCAUCAUUUUUCCUCUAAAAAGGCUGCUAAUUGGAGCAGGUUUAGUAGUUCUUACCGUAAGAAAACUUGAAUCAUUGGGGGGAAAAUAUGUUCAAAAGAUAGUAUAUCUUUCACAUUCACAAACUCAGCAACCUGGAGUCCAAUUUUCAGUAUUUUAACUACCUCAGUAAUGCUAUGAAUGUAAGAUAUUGGGAUAGAGAUCCUAACUUGAAACAACAACCAGUGCCUGUGGUGAUUUAAUGUCUUGUCAAAUGCUUUUAUUGAUUGGUUUGUAUGUCAUUCUUGUUAUAGAAGAAUAUGCCUUUUUUAAAAGCUUAUUAACACUUUUCCCAAUUUAUAUUUAAAAGAGCUAAAGAACACUGGAUUAAUUGGGGAGGGGUAGAAUAAAAUAAUUGAUUACUAUUGCUGCAUACCCAGGGUGGGGUGGGGUGGUUGGAGAACCAGAAGUGUUUUUAAAACAUUAGGUUUCAAUAUAAAUACAACUCACAACUGUUAGCUUUGGGAGGGGGUUGGGUGGGGGAGUUGUGUGGGUUUUGUUUUGUUUAAUUUAUUGAUUAGUCUUUAAAGCUGUUUGUUAUUUUGUUUUUUUUGUUUUUGUUUUUUGAGAUUACUGGACCAUCAUUAAUGUGUACUGUGAAGAGAUUAAUAUGUAUCAAGGGCUUUACCAAAGUCCACUAAAUAAACACUACUCAAGUACAGACUGCAAACCAAAAUGUAUCUGUGUUAUGAUAUUAAUUGCAAAUAGCGAGCAUGGUGCUAAAGUCUACACCAGUGGAAUUAGAUGAGUGCUAUGCACUUAAUUUUAAAAUAAAACUAGUUUUCAUUAAAA